Molecule: messenger RNA, 1722 nt
Organism: Plasmopara halstedii
Lineage: Eukaryota; Oomycota; Peronosporomycetes; Peronosporales; Peronosporaceae
Exons: 6
Coding region: 1-1722 (573 amino acids)
Source: RefSeq, a predicted model, not a curated record
AUGGGUUCGAUCGGAAGCGACGAUGACAUGCGUGCGUUCGAAGCAACACUAAAUUUCGUGGAGGAGUAUCCCAGCGAUGCUUUACACUCGAUGGAGCUGCCCACCCUCUCAAUCACAUCGGACAUGUUUUCGUUUCACUGUGACAAUCAGCCUCUAAAACGCGACAUCGUCCCGUCGCUUACUGACUCAUUCACUGAUACUCUGACUAUGGUAUCGACCGAAUCAACCGGUCCGUUUUUCAUGGACAACUCAAAUAAAGUUCCUUUUAAAUCACAAUCAUCAACAUCACAAAAGUCGAUUAAAAAGCGAAAAUCGCAAACCAACUCGAACAGGGCACGUAAUGAGCUUCGUUUUGAGCUUGCAUUUCUCCGUGAAAAGGUGACGCAACUGCAAGACGAAUUAAAGUCGUUACAAUCGACUGAAGAUGAACAGAUUUGUAAAGGAGGAGACUCAACGAAGUUUGCUGCCAAGAUCUCUGGAAGACGUUCUCGUCCUUCGUCGGAAGUUCUUUGUGCGUGGAAGGGACUCGCUAACAGACAGUUACAACGUCGUAUCGACUCGGAACGUGAGAAUUCGCGCCUCAGACUCAAUGUGGAACACCAGCGGAAAAUUGCUAUCGACUUGACCAAGCUUUUGCGGAAACGAUUGGCAGAGUGUGCAGAGACGCAAGAUCCAAGUGUCAGGAUGAAUCGUUUCACUCGAGUCUUAGACUACCACGGUGACUUGGCUGAAUUCCAGGAGCUGUUUCUGCUCUUGGAAGAUACUUAUCACGAUUUAGAUGCUGUGCUUGAGGAGACUGGCCUAGCAACGAUGGACAUUCCGACACAGGACGUACACAUCCGUGAAGGCGUUGGAGGUAAAUAUGUUGAAUUUUUUGCAAACAAGGUGCUUCCUUUCGGUCUGAGUGCUACAACGGAGGCCGCUUGGGAUCACUUCAAAGGUAUUGAGAAACAUUGCGGUAAUGGUGAGCUGUACGAGAAAGCUGCAAGGAGUCUUGACCAGCCUUUCACAAUUAUCGAAGACUUUACGAAAGAGGUUUACUCAAAUAAUUCCCGAGCAGACAUGGAGAUGAAGCAGAUUGUGCGACGCUACGUCGAAGCAGACCGGGAUGUUAUCAUAUUCGUCUGUCGUGGAAAGCCUAUUGAGAUUCGACAUAAGGCGAUUGCUGGACUGGCUUACCAUCUUUGUAGCUACGUCGUCACUAAGCGUGCUCCAGCUUCGACUGCUGAUCAUAACUUGUCGCUUCUGCAAAUAUGCUCACGGAUAUCGAUUGACAAAGAUGCUGGCGUCGAGGAUGAUCCAUGCGACAGCGAGUACAUCUGUAAUCUUCGCUAUAUAAAGUGUGCAUCAAUACACUGUUGUACUACUGCAACCGGGUGUAUUUGGUACAUUCUACCAAAUCAAUAUUCGCUUAUAACCACCAAGCUCAAGUUUUCACAACCUAUUGCGCAAAGAGGUGCGACUCCAUCGAUCGUAUCUUUGUGCCGAAACGUUCAGUCCAUAAAUGAUGUUGGCUUCGUUGAAUUAUUAGAAAAGUUCUGGGUGAUGUUGUACUUUGCCUUUCUAAUGAAUAAUUCUCUGCUGCAAAAACAUGUACCACACCUCAACGUUGACGUAUUUUUCACGUCAAACUUUUCCUAUUGUAAAGGCGUUGUCCAUAUCUCGGAUGAUCAAUCUCCUGAAUACACGUACCCUGAACUUUUUUUCCACUUGGGUGACUGA